AUGACUGAAGAAGCAGCGUCAUCCGCCGAUACUGGUGUCACUAAGAAUGAUGAUAGUAAGAGUCAUGAGAACUCUGAAGUGACCAAACGAAACAGGUCCAAACGACGAACUGCGAGCCCUAAUAGUGGAUCCAAAAAUCACUCACACCACAAGGCGAGAGACCGUGUUUCUCCCCAUCGAAAUAGUCCCCGCCCUUCCAAGAGCCCAAUGAGAACAAAAGAUAAAGUUCAGGUAGUUGGGGAUCUUAAAUCGAAUCAUGAGAAGUAUGAUGACUCUGGUAAAGACAGAAACCAGCGAAGCAACUCUAGCAAUGCGCAAGAACGAGAAAAACGACAAGAACGAGACCGUCGAUCGAAACGGACCGAAGACCAAGACAAGGAAGCCAAGGGCAGAGUCAAACGGAGCAAUAGAGCUCCAGCUCUAGCUCCUGGUGCUGUCUCUUCUGACGCUCCUCAUCCUUCUUCUAGCAAGAAGUCAAGUUCACGACGUUCGGAUCGAACCGAUGAUAGAGAUAUCAAACGCAAGGCGGCUCGCAAGACUUUCGCGUUAGCCCCGGGUGCCAUUGCCGAGGAGUACAAUCCGGACGAUGGAAGCCUAGACGACCUGUCAAGAUCCCGUCGAAGUGCGGAUGAUCCAAAGGGAAAAGAGCGACGCUCUCGCAAGGAUAGACCAAUUGUCCCAGGAGCUGUAUCAGCAAAUGAAGGAGAAGGUUCUUCUGAUGGUCGAGAAUCUCGUCGCCGGAGAAAGGAAAAAGAAGCUUCCAAAUCAUCAGGAGGCGCUGUACGACAAAAGGGUGCACCCAUCAGGACCAAAAAGGAUGCCUUGUACCUAGAAGACGGCGAUGAUGAUAAUGCACCAGCUAGUAAUACACUCGAAGUGGUACCGGAAGCCAUGAUGGUCGAAAUACCCGACGACGGCGAAGACACAAAGGUGAAAGAAUUUGACAUUCAAGGGAAUCCCGUCAUGCCACCACCACCACCACCACCGGAAUCAAAUAUUCCCCAUGCGACUCACCAAAAUGACGGCAACCACGUGUCGUCGCCAGCAAAACCCUAUUAUACCAGUCCCAAGUUUUGGGUAUUGAUCUUGUUGAUUUUGGGUGGAGCCGGGGCCGCUGUCUAUUUCUUUACCAAAGGCAAUGCCACUGAGCCUGUCGCGAUCCCAGGAGUUGAUACUACUAUUACGGAUCUUCCAACGCCAUCACCCACUACCAGUAUAUCCAGUGGAUUGCCCAGUACUAGUCCUACCGACGUUUUGGAAAUCAAACCUCCAACACCGGAAGACUGCCUGGCAGUGUCGCGGGGAGAACCAGUCGAAGUGCGACAAGAUCUCAUUCGCAACCUUCAAGUUCCCAUGGACAUUUUACUUUCAGAACCGGCCGACAGUGAGGCAGUGGCAGCUCAAUUGGAACGAGCCAUUCAGGAGUCUCUGGUACCAGAAAUGAUGGGAUGCGAUUUGAUUGGUGCUGCUUCAAGACGAAACAAUAUGAGGAGGGGCACCAGAUUGGAGGAACCUCGUCGCUAUUUACAACUUUCAUCCGACUACUCGAUUGGUAAUGCGAAAACAACAGUCACUCCCAAUGAGGCAGCAUGUACAGCGACCGACGAAGAACCUUGCUUGCAUGUCAUUGUUUCCAUUGUGGUUUAUCUCAAGGGACCCGAACGAGCCAUCAAUCUUCAAAAUUGGAUUCAACAAGUCUUUGGAGAAGGAGACGAAUUGAUGGCCAAGCUCAGUUUAGAGGCACCAAUUCAAGCGGUGUUUGUAUUCAUUGUUGAAAUUCUGCAAAACACUCUAGCUCCGAGUGCUUUGCCUUCCUUCGUGCCCAGUGUGGCUCCUUCGGCUUUGCCCAGUGCAACACCAUCCACUGAUUCCCCUUCUAACGAUCCAACCUUGGCGCCAGUCGUUGGCCCAACGACACCCGAACCCACAAUUGCACCCAGUAUUGCUCCCUCGGCGAAUCCGAGCUCGCUUCCAACUCCUGGACCUACAGUUCAACCUACGCUGGACCCAUCCGAGACGCCUUCAUCAAGCCCAACUCCAAGGCCGACGACUGGUAAUCCCACACCCCCUCCAACGCCACCACCAACUGGAAUGGGUUCUGCAACUCCUUCCAUAUAUCCAACUGUUAUUCCUUCCAGUCAACCUAGCCGGACUCCUACCCUUACACCGACGAGUGGCCCAACCAACUUACCGACGAACGAACCCUCGAAAACGCCCACCGGACGCCCCACGACCAGUCCUAGCAGUGCACCCUCGACACCGGCACCAUCAUCAACACCAGAUAGGAACUGUGGACCUCUUUGGGGAGGCUCUAAAUGCAGUUGUAACGGUAUCUACAUCUAUUGUCAUGCUGCCAGUGGAACUUGUGGAGACACUGCAUAUUACAAGAACUCCCAAGGAACCGAUUGGGACUGCCCCAAUGCUCCUGAUAUUCCAGGGCGGUGCGGUCCACUCUUUGGUGGACGAGCCUGUGAUUGUGGUUCCUUGCUAAAGUGGUGCAACGAAGACAAUGGAUGGUGUGGAAAUACCGUUGCUCAUCGAGAUAUGCAAUCUAGUAUCACUUAUGACUGUCCAGCGGACUAUCCACCUUCGGGAGGAAGCUCGACUUGCAAGUAUGCCAAUAAUUUGAAAUACGGCCAAAUCAAGCCCAUGUCCAAUACCAAUCUUUGCUUACGAUCUCCUAAUCCAAGAGGAGGGACGAACCUGGAAAUGGCCACUUGUAAUCCCUUUGACAAUAACCAAUUCUGGGCGUAUGAUUCUAGCACCCGACGAAUCCAGUGUCUGGCAGCUUGGAAUGGAGUGGAUACCCAAUGUAUCGAUCCCGAAGGACCUAGUCUGAACCCUGGCACUGCCCUGCAAACCUGGUCUUGCGGUACUUCAAUUCAAAGUCAGCACAGGUGGGCCAUCUCUACCGCUUGGCAGAUUGAAUCCAAGUGGCUUAGUUAUGCAACUGGCUGCUUGGACUUGGGUGAAACCUAUCCGCAAAUCCAGACUUGUAAUGCUGGUGAUUCAGGACAAGUGCUGGCCAUGGGUUGGUAUUACUGUUAA
Cylindrotheca closterium is the source of this 3048-nucleotide messenger RNA. NCBI's taxonomy places the organism in Eukaryota, Bacillariophyta, Bacillariophyceae, Bacillariales, Bacillariaceae. The record is from the annotation of a GenBank genome assembly.